Messenger RNA from Desarmillaria tabescens, 4052 nucleotides. RefSeq lists its product as uncharacterized. Bases 223 to 3867 code for a protein of 1214 amino acids. The transcript is spliced from 8 exons. NCBI's taxonomy places the organism in Eukaryota, Fungi, Basidiomycota, Agaricomycetes, Agaricales, Physalacriaceae. Gene Ontology annotation, molecular function: protein binding. The record is from RefSeq and is a predicted model, not a curated record.
CAUCGUUUUAUUGGCAACCUCUAUCUUCAACGACGCAUUCAUCCGUGGACGCUUUGGACCUAAGAAUCAACUCAGGUUUGCUGUCCACUUAUAGUACUACUCGUAAGCGCUUCUGCGAGUUUUUGCCAGACCGGUAGCUGUAUGUGCUACUCACUGUGAUGGGGUCCCCGGUAUCAGAUAUGAAGCUUCCAUCAUCCCCGCUUCCUAGUCACUUUCCCAUACAUGCGGCAACCGAUGGUGACAGAUAUACAGUGUAGCGCCUUUUGUCUCCUCCCACCACAUUCGCACUGCUACGCUUUUUUCCGAACAAUGGAUCCCCUCUCCCUCCUAACGGGUAUUCCGGACCUCAUCGAGCGAUGCAUCCAAGGCUACGACUUAUUCCAAGGAAUCAAGAACGCGCCAAAGGCGUGCUCGGAGCUGAUGGAGGAACUCAAAGUAGCACGUACCAGGUUAGAGGAGCUGCAGGAAUAUGGUAGCAGAGUGGAGGACAAGGAGAAGGUGAAACUGUCCACGUCGGUGGAGAAUUACGUGACUACUUUGGAUAAGUUGGAUGCCACUUUGAAAGUGUACGGUGACCCAAAGUUCAAGUUUAACAUCAAGAGACGUGCCAAGUGGGUGUGGUCAGGCGAGAAGAAAAUCAAGGCACUUCGCGAUGAUCUAAAGCAAAAUUCUGGACUUUUGCAGCCUCUGCUGGUCACAAUAAAGAAAGAUAUUGACGAUAUGAAGAAGCGCCAGCAGGAAGCUGAUACCAAGAAGGCAGCCGAGGAACUAAGGAAGGCAUCCAAGGAACUAACCGAACGUCUCCAGAAGGUGGUGAAAUGGCUGGAGCCUCUAAAUUCCGAGGCGAAACUGCGAAAAGUGCGCGAACGGCGCCAGUCCGAAACAUGCGAAUGGUUGCGUGAGCAUGGCCGAUUUGUCUCGUGGUAUUCGUCUGGUUCUACAUUUCUGUGGCUGAAUGGUAUACCGGGCAAUGGCAAAACGGUUCUUGCAUCUUUUACCAUCGACCAUUUGAAGGAUCAUGUCACCCACGAAGAGAUUGUUUUGUUUGCUUUCGCAGACUUCCAGGAUGUGCGAAGCACCGAUAUAGUCGUAUUGCUGCGCACACUACUUGCGCAGAUUCUCGAGCGCUACAAACCAGAGGACUUUGUCAAGGACUUCGGCGAGUUGGAGACGUCCAUGCAUCAGUACCAUGCAGAUCCGCCCAAAUCUGUCAAUUAUCUUAUUCAGUUGCUGAAAAACGCGAGUGCGCCUUGGAAGCGCAUCUUCGUCGUCCUCGAUGCUCUUGAUGAGUGCGUGCAGGAAAAUCGGAGAGAAUAUAUAGCGGCAAUUCAUGACCUGGCGUCUGCAAGUUCCAAAUUUUCCAUCUUUGUGACUAGCAGAGGGGAGCAGGACAUCUUGGAUGUUCUGAGCGGUGCCCCAACUAUCUCUCUCGUGGACGAAACUCAGAAAGUUCAGGAUGAUAUACAGAGAUUCAUCGAGGACAAGAUGAACACUUCUUAUCUCUCGCUUACGCAUUUUCAUGAAUCGGUUCGUACACGCAUCACAUCGACUCUUCUGGAGAAGUCCAAGGGCAUGUUCCGCCUGGUCGACUGUCAACUGGAAUCCUUAGCAAAAGCGAAAUUCGAAAAGGACAUCGAUAAUAUACUCCGAAAUCUUCCUACCGACUUAAAUUCGAUGUAUGAAAGGAUCCUUCAAAGCGUCGAAGGAGAGGGCCAGGGAGCCGUGCAAAUAGUCCAGCGUAUGCUUUGGUGGUUGGUGGGAUCGCAUCGACAGCUGCGUCUUACGGAACUCAUGGAGGCUGUCAUGGUAGAAACAGGAAGAGGCUCACCGAACACGGACCUGAAGCCUUUGAGCGGUGAACAUCUUUUGGAGAUGUGCUCAAGCCUGAUCCGCUACGACGUCAAGACGGAUAUUCUGGUAUUAUCCCAUGCCUCUGUGCAGGAUUUUUUAUUUUCAGACCAUCUUAAACGAACAGCGCAUCAUUCAAACUUCCAUAUUCCAUCAUUCUCAUUCCUGCGCCGACAUACCACUAGCCUCAUUUUGGCGUAUCUUCACUAUGAGGAUUUCCAGAAUGGGCCAUGUACAACAGAGCAACAAUUUCUCGAGCGCUUGGAACAACAUCCUUUCCUUGUCUACGUCGUUUCAAACUGGGAUGUGCACAUUCUCAAAACGUAUGAAACAGGCCCUGAGUCGGAUGAGCCUCCUGACUUUAACAAGCUCAUUACCCUCUUCAAUGACUCGGAGAAGAACCAACUCGCUCAGCGUUCGCGCAGACAAGUCUCCUAUUUUGGCACAGACCUGAGAGGUGCCACGAAGGACGGUUCCUCCAAGUUGGUGUGGCAGAGCCUUGAUGACAACGACGAUUAUUAUUUUGAAAGAAAAAUUUUCUAUUUCGGCAGAGAGAGUAUGAAAUAUUUCAGAGAAUAUAGAGCGCAGAGAUACGAUCUAUGUGAAGACAUUGGCAGUUUCGUCCGUCCGCGUCAUUGCGCUGGGCCAUCUUGGGUAGCGACUGACGAAGGACUUCUGCAAAACCAUCCAUGGCGAGACCUGUCAAAUACCACCUCCAUUGAAGAGCUGGAUUAUAUGGUCUAUCCUCUCGUGUCUGAGGGGCCAGCGUCGUUGGUACGGGACCUCCUACACAAACUUCCCCAGUUCAAAGAGCGCCCGUUAUUCUACUUUGGAACACCCUUGAUGAUUAGCAUUUCUACCGGCAAGCUAGACACCGUGAAAAUUCUUUUACAAGAAUUUCAGGUCGACGUGAAUACUUGUGCUCGGCAUCAUGAUUGCAAUUAUGAAGUUGUGUCACCCAUCUUCCUUGCCACCAAGUAUGGACACGUUGAAGUGGUUAAGCAACUUUUGGAUUGCGGCUCGGACACUGUAUUUCCCCCUGAGCCUUGGCCCCAGUCGUUCCCGGAACAUGAACCAGAGGACGGCCAUUGCGACAUCAUCAUUGGAGCCGCUGAUCACGGUCGCGUAGACAUUCUUAAAGUUUUACUCGAUCACGGAGUCGAUGUGAAUACUAGGUCCAGUAUCAGUGGCAAUACCGCCUUGCAUGUGGCCGUUAGAUAUGGCCGUAUUGACAGUGUCAAAGUCCUCAUCGAUGCAGGCUGCGAUAUCAGUCCUUGUUCUAAGGGGAAGACUCCCCUUGAUCUCGCUCUGAACCAACAGUCUUCGGAAAUUGUCCGAUAUCUGUUUGAAAAGGGUGCUUCAUUUGAUCAAUGCUUACCUCAGAAUUUUGAGGACCUGGGGUGGGCAGUUGGAGAGCCAUGGUACCCAGAGAUGCGACAGUAUCCGAUGACACUGUCUGGAGGUGGCCCCAAGUCGCAGCAGGAUAUCGAGAAAAUAGUGCGCCUCUUGGAAAAACGGCUUUCUUCACCAAAACAGCAUAUCGUCCGGGCUAUCCUUGAUUUUGCCGAAUUGUGGAUUGUGAAUUCUGUUGAACGACAUGAGCCUGUCGACAUCUGGGACGGCUCCCCUCGUAAACCUUAUAUCUCUACAACACCGAUUGCGGGUAGCCCAGAGAACCCGGUUCGAUGCAUCGUCUUCACGACAUUAUCCCAUGGUGAGCAAGGAUGGCACACAGAGCAUGCCGGAGGCUUAUAUUCUGGUUCAUAUACUUGGUUUGAAGCCGGGGUAGAGUCCAGCCCUAGCAUGUUCAUGCGAAUUCAGGAUAAUGUCCAUGCUGAUAAACAGAUUCGGACUCAUGUCAAUGUGUGGGACUAUCAGGAUGCCCUAUCUUCCAUCAAGGAAUGGAUGGCCAAAAUCAAACCGGGGGAUACGAUCUCUGUUUACCCGAGAGUGGGAAUGCCCGGCUGGGCCAAUUAUGUGGAGAGUAUCAAGAUAACGGUGUAUACGUCCUACAUCUAAGCAAGUAGUAUACCUAUGCCUGAUAUGUGUUUAUGGGUCCCCUUUCCUUUCUGUUUCUUCUACUUGAUACUUGUCUGAGAUUCCCUCAUGAUGUGGUGCCGUGCCUCGUAAGGCAGAUUCAUUGGUUCAUCACAAUGCAUGGCUAUGUAUAGGUCCCUGAAUGAAGAUUUUUUUGGUCCAUAUUA